Plutella xylostella (diamondback moth) is the source of this 7076-nucleotide messenger RNA. RefSeq lists its product as uncharacterized. The record is from RefSeq and is a predicted model, not a curated record. Gene Ontology annotation, molecular function: nucleic acid binding. NCBI's taxonomy places the organism in Eukaryota, Metazoa, Arthropoda, Insecta, Lepidoptera, Plutellidae. Gene Ontology annotation, biological process: DNA integration.
GAACGACUAAAAGAAGUUUUGUUUUAUUUGUAAAUAGUUCAUAGAAAUAACUAGAUCAAGUAGUUAACUCGAUUACGCUCGCGAAGGUUCUGAGCGCUAAGAUAAAUACUUACUUAUGUGUGUGUAUAGAUAUAGAUAUAGUUUAAGUAUGUACCUACCUACUAGUUGUUCGAGCACCUACCUACUUUAGUAAUAAUAAUAAAUAAAUAGUGACAGGAAGUGAGGAGGCCAGCGCCAUCUAGUAGGAAAUAGCAUAACGAAGUAGAACAAUAGUGCACUAAAUAGACCAUGUAGUUCACCUACUCGACAACAGAUGGCAGCCCCAUCUAGAACAUUCUACUUCUUAUGAGUCUUUUCUAGAGCUUCCUGGAAUUCUCUAUCUUCGGUAGAGAUUAGUAUAAAAGGCAGACGCCAACACCUCACAGCAAGUCAGUUUAAUAGAAAGAGUGAAACAGUAAACAUCUCCAGUGAAUUGUGUGUUUUAUUUCGAAGACUCAACAGGCUAAUAUAUAGCUACCUCUACGUCAGUGGCAUUUCCUCAUCUUCCUGAAGAACCAAACAGGUGCAACCGCCACUUCCUUCGCACCGUAUAGUAAUAGUUCAUGAAACGGUCGAAGUGAUCCGCACAUUUGGUCCAUCGGAGCCGGAUUGAAGACUUUGGAAUGCCUGUAACGAGGUCCACGACAGGGAGGCUACAGCGCGGCGGCCUAGAACAGAGGCCUACUGAAGAAUCGUCGGCCGCCGGCGCCACCGCCUCCACCGCCACCGCUACAGACUCCGACACGCACACGCCGUCAACCGCCGUGAAAGCAUCAACAUCGACGGGUGUGUCCACCGGAGUAUCGACGCCGCCCUCGUCUGCCGCCAGGGUGGAUAGCGUCUCGCCCCCCAUAACAGGGGGGGCACCGCUCCCUGUGUUCGGGGGAGUACCGCCACCGCCCUCCACUGCCGCGAGGGUGGUUACAGCUGCUGCCGGAACGCCCUGCCCACCGUCAUGCAUCCGGGCUACUCCGCCAGCGUCUACAGCAAGAUCGAAGGCCAAGUCAUUAAAGGCACGCCGCAUCGCCGAAGCGAAAGAAGAAUUAGCGUGUCGUCAAGUUGAAAUCGCCGAAGCAAAAGAAGAAAUAGCACGUAGUAAAGAAGAAAUAGCACGUCGUAAAGCUGAACUCGCCGCCGCCCGUCUCGCAGUUAUUGAAGCUGAAUCCGACACCGAUGACGACGACGGCAGCAUCAGUACCGAGAUGGAGAGUACGCUCAAGGUCGACUCGUGGCUCAAGACACAGCAGAAUGUACUGGCCAUCAAGAACGAGCCUCACUCCGCGUCAGCAGCACCACCACCGCCAACAGAAGCUGCUGAGGAGUCCAGACAGCAUGAUGAGGACUACGUUCUACCACCGCCAGUCGCCACCGCCGUCGACCCUGCCUCCACUGCCGCCGUCCCUGUCGCUCAGCCGCGGACAAGCGACUCUGUGAGCCUCACUGCCCUCGCCGAAGCUAUUGCUCUAGCUGCAAGAGCCGGGGCGCCGCCGCCACCACCACCGCCACCGGCUCCGCGUCACAUUAGUGAGCUACCGUACUUUAGUGGCGCGCCGCACGAGUGGCUACAGUUCAAGACCGCCUACUACGAGUCCGCCGCAUCACUCGCGCCCUGCGACAACAUGGGGCGCCUACGUCGAUGCCUGAAAGGAAGAGCGAAGGAAGCUGUCAGCCGCCUGCUCAUCACCAGCACGACGCCCGAGAACGUGAUGAAGUCACUCGAAUUGUGCUUCGGGCGCCCGGACAGCAUCGCGCUCGCCGAGUUGGAACGUCUGCGCGCACUACGCCGGCCUACGGAUAUCGCUACAGAGUUCUGCUUCUUUGCAAACGAAGUAAGCAACAUCGUAACGACACUUCAAGAGCUGCACCGCGACCGCUACCUCAACAAUCCCGAGAUCACGCAGCUCACAGUCGAGAAGCUCACCGCCGCCCACAAGCUUCGCUGGUUCGACUUCUCCGCCGCACAGUCGCCCGAGGAACCCGACCUGCUGAAGCUCAGCCGCUUCCUCACUCGGGAAGCCUCGAUAUGCGGGCCGCACGCACAUGAGAAGACGUCGAGCAUCGCCUACGAACCGAAGCAGCAGCAACAGCAGCAGCAGCCACGCCGCGCACAAAGGGCACACGCAACUGCGGAACAGAAAGUUUCGUGCCCAGUAUGCUCCAACGCCGGCCACAACAUAGCAGAAUGCCGCAAGUUUGUAGAGAGCAACAUCGACUCACGUUGGCAGCUAGCUAAGGAAAGCAGACUCUGCUUUCGUUGUCUACGCUACCGCAGCAAGACGCACCGAUGCAGAAUUAAGAAAUGCGAAGUUGACGGCUGCGAGAGGUCACAUCACCGACUGCUUCACUUCGUGCGCAAAGACGAGCCCGAAUUAAAGAAAACGGAAGCAGUCGCCUCUUCGUGGACACCGAAGACGCAAGCGUAUCUCAAGAUAGUAAAGGUGCAAGUCUCCGGACCAGCGGGAGCGGUCGACACAUGCGCGCUCCUAGACGACGGAUCUACUGUUACGCUCAUCGACAGUGACAUUGCACAGAGGAUCGGAGCCAGGGGGCCUAUUGACCCUCUCUUCAUAGAAGUGAUCGCUGACACAAGCGUCGAAGAGUCCGCAUCACGUCGCGUCACACUCACUCUCGAGGGGGCAAGCGGGACGCACAUAGUCAACGCACGCACAGUAAGAAAGCUGCACCUCGCCGCACAGCGUGUCACCGAGCAAGACCUUGCCGGCUGCCCUCAUCUAGAAGACAUCCAGCACGAGCUGAAGCACGCAGACAUGAAGCCAGGCCUGCUCAUCGGGCAAGACAAUUGGCACCUGCUCAUGGCGUCGGAAGUGCGAGCGGGACAGCGACACCAACCAGUGGCUUCACGCACACCACUGGGCUGGGUUUUACACGGUGCACACACGCGCGCACUGGGACAGCGCGUGCACUACGUGAACAACAUCAUCAACCUCGAAGACAGCAUGGACGAGCAGCUGAAGAGACACUUCGCGCUCGACUCAUUAACGAUCACACCGAAGACACCAAAGUCUGACCCAGAACAGCGAGCACUCGACCUGCUCACCAAGAACACCAUAGCACGAGACGACGGCCGAUAUGAAACGUCUCUACUGUGGAAGAAGGAUGAUUUCAGCAUGCCAAACAACUACGAGAACACGCUGAAGAGACUUCACAGCAUCGAGAAGAAGAUUGAUCGCGACGCUGACCUCAAAGAAAAGUACGAGAAACAGAUGGAGAGCCUUAUUACAAAGGGCUACGCUGAAGUCGCGCCACCGACCACAUCAAACAAAGUGUGGUAUCUACCGCAUUUCGCAGUCGUCAAUCCAAACAAGGGCAAGAUUCGCAUUGUCCUGGACGCAGCAGCCACAUAUAAAGGCGUCUCACUAAAUGACCACCUACUCACCGGGCCAGACCUACUACAGUCGUUGCCGGGAGUACUAAUGCGCUUCAGACAGCAUGCAGUCGCCGUGACAGCUGAUAUCGCCGAGAUGUUCAUGCAGGUGAAGAUACGCGCUGAGGAUCGAGAUGCCCUUCGCUACCUGUGGAGGGGCAACAAGCGUGAUGGGCCGCCAACAGAAUACAGAAUGACGUCACUCAUAUUCGGCGCUACAAGUUCACCAUCAACAGCAAUCUACGUGAAGAAUAUUAACGCACUCAAGUACGAAGCCACUCACCCCGAGGCAGUAGACGCAAUUAUCAACAAACACUACGUCGACGACUACCUCGACAGCCACAAGACCGAAGAGCAAGCGAUCAAGGUGGCGCAGGACGUCCGCGACAUACACCGGCGAGGCCACUUCGUGCUGCGGCAAUGGGCAUCAAACUCCGAGGCAGUACUCAAAGCACUCGGCGAAACAGGCAACGAGCCCAUGAACAUUAAGAUCGAUGAUGGAUCAAGCGAACGAGUCCUAGGUCUCAUCUGGCGGCCAAAAUCCGAUGCGCUCGGUUUCAACCUAGACUUGGCGCGUCUGCCGCCUGCAGUCAUAGAAAAGAAGAUACCCACGAAGAGAGAAGCACUCAAGAUCGUCAUGUCGCUGUAUGAUCCGCUCGGAUUUGCCGCGCCUGUCACCGUGCGAGCAAAACAGCUACUUCAAGAGGCGUGGCGGCGCGGCACUACCUGGGACCAGCCAAUAGAUGAAGACCUCUCAGAACAAUGGCAACAAUGGAUGAUGCACCUGGAAGGGCUAGGCCGUGUCUCAAUACCGAGGUGCUACGCCCGCUACAGCGACGCUACGAGUCUACAGCUACAUAUAUUUGUCGACGCGAGCGAGUCCGCAUACGCCGCCGCUCUUUAUUGGCGGGCGGUAACAGCAGAGGGUAAGACAUACCUAUCGCUCGUCAUAGCAAAGGCGCGAGUGGCACCGCUCAAGCUCACUUCGAUCCCGCGCCUCGAGCUACAAGCCGCCGUUAUGGGCUGCCGUAUGGCCGCAGCCGUCAUUGAAGAACACCAAGUUAAGCCCGAAUCGAAGACCUUCUGGACCGACAGUAAGACGGUGCUGACAUGGCUGAAGAACGGCUCAAGAUCGUACCGCCCGUUCGUCGCGCACCGCAUAGCUGACAUCGAGGAAAACAGCUCUACAAAUGAAUGGCGCUGGAUACCUACGAAACUCAACGUGGCCGACGACGCUACAAGGGAUGUGCCACGCGACUUCGACGCUGACCACCGAUGGUACAAGGGCCCAUCCUUCUUACUCGAGGACCCUACUGCCUGGCCGGCGGAAAAACCACUUCUAACGAAGAAAACAGGCGAAGAGAAAACGACCUCAGUUACCGAAAAGUCUGCACAACUAAAAGAAGCGCUGCCAGACUACAACCGUUUCUCUAAGUGGGAAAAACUGCUACGAGCUACAGCAAGAGUUUUACACUUCAUACAGCUGUGCCGGCCACGUGAUCAGCGAGUCAACUACAAAAGAACUGCAAAAAAUAGCGAAAAAGACCCUGACUGGCGCAAGAAAACAGCUACGAAACCGAACAAGCGUGCGACAGUGAAAACUACAGAAGACAGAAAAUACCUCCCGCUCACCGGGCAGCUACUACGUGAGGCGGAAAUACUACUCGUACGCCUAAGUCAACAGCAAGCCUUCGACUCAGAAAUAGAAGACUUACAGAAAAACAGAACCCUGAACGCGAGAAGCAGGCUGCGCCACCUUGCGGUCGUCGCUGAAAAUGGAAUACUACUAUUGAAAUCGCGAAUCGGCCGUACACUCAAUAUAGAACAAGGAGUCAUCAGCCCUGCAAUACUCGACGGCAAUCAUCAAAUCACCAAACUGUGGAUCGACUACACACACCGCCAGCUGAUGCACGCAGGAGCCGAAACUACAGUUAAUGAGUGCAGACAGCACUACUGGAUACUCCGCCUUCGCACAGUGGUGAAGAUGAUGAUUCAUCGAUGUCGACCAUGCCGCAUCAGGAAAGAUUCACCCCCGCAGCCACCUACAGGAGACCACCCAUCGAGCCGCCUUGCACACCACUGCAGGCCCUAUACCUACACCGGCCUGGACUACUUCGGGCCUCUGACAGUCACCGUGGGCUGCACUCGACAGAAGCGAUAUGUGGCGCUCUUCACGUGUCUCACGACGCGCGCCGUACACUUAGAGCUGGUGGACUCUCUCACCACUAGCUCGGCAGUGAUGGCGCUGCGUAGGCACAUGGCACUCUACGGAACACCUACUGAGCUAUGGUCCGACAACGGCACGAACCUGCGCGGGGCUGAUAGAGAGCUGCGGCAAUCAAUCGACGCCGCUACAGCUGAUGAAGCGGCCCAACAGAAGAUCAACUGGCGCUACAUACCUCCUGGGGCUCCUUUCAUGGGUGGGGCCUGGGAGAGACUGGUGCGGUCAGUGAAGACCGCCCUUUACGCCGUCCUGAACGAGCAGCACCCAGCCGAAGAGGUGCUGCGCACACUGCUAGCCGAGGCAGAAUACGCAGUAAACAGCCGCCCGCUCACGCAUGUGUCACUCGAGCCCGACGACCCCGAGGCCUUGACACCGAACCAUUUCCUGCUCGGCGGAUCAGGACGCGUACACGCGCCUGGCAGCUUCGACGACAAGGACCUCAUCAGCCGCAGUCACUGGCGCGCCUCUCAGCGCCUGGCCGACCUCUUCUGGGCAAGAUGGCUACGAGAGUACCUGCCUGAACUUCAGCACCGGCGGGAGCCUCACGGACGCGGCGAAGCAGUCAAGGUUGGCGACAUUGUCAUGGUGGCAGACGGCAACCUACCGCGCAACACGUGGCCAAAGGGCGUUGUCACGGCUGUCUACCCCGGACAAGACGGCAUCGUAAGAACAGUCGACGUCCAAACCAAAGGAGGAACCCUUAGAAGACCGACCAAGAAGCUGGUGAUCCUGCCUACAGCUCCAGACGUUCCGACCAAAGAAUUCAACGCCCUGCAGGCGAUGACCGGCGGGAGAGAUGUACGGAACGACUAAAAGAAGUUUUGUUUUAUUUGUAAAUAGUUCAUAGAAAUAACUAGAUCAAGUAGUUAACUCGAUUACGCUCGCGAAGGUUCUGAGCGCUAAGAUAAAUACUUACUUAUGUGUGUGUAUAGAUAUAGAUAUAGUUUAAGUAUGUACCUACCUACUAGUUGUUCGAGCACCUACCUACUUUAGUAAUAAUAAUAAAUAAAUAGUGACAGGAAGUGAGGAGGCCAGCGCCAUCUAGUAGGAAAUAGCAUAACGAAGUAGAACAAUAGUGCACUAAAUAGACCAUGUAGUUCACCUACUCGACAACAGAUGGCAGCCCCAUCUAGAACAUUCUACUUCUUAUGAGUCUUUUCUAGAGCUUCCUGGAAUUCUCUAUCUUCGGUAGAGAUUAGUAUAAAAGGCAGACGCCAACACCUCACAGCAAGUCAGUUUAAUAGAAAGAGUGAAACAGUAAACAUCUCCAGUGAAUUGUGUGUUUUAUUUCGAAGACUCAACAGGCUAAUAUAUAGCUACCUCUACGUCAGUGGCAUUUCCUCAUCUUCCUGAAGAACCAAACAGGUGCAACCGCCACUUCCUUCGCACCGUAUAGUAAUAGUUCAUGAAACGGUCGAAGUGAUCCGC